AUGUCAGAGGUACAGGAAUUCGACGCGAUUAUCGUUGGAGCUGGUUUCGCUGGUGUUCACCAACUGAUCCAAUUCCGGAAACUGGGACUCAAAGUCAAACUCCUCGAAGCCGGUGGUGGUUUGGGAGGCACCUGGUACUGGAACACCUACCCUGGAGCAAGGGUCGACUCUGAAAAUCCCAUCUAUCAAUUCUCGGAUCCCGAGCUCUACAAGGAUUGGAAUUACACAGAGAAAUUCCCUGGCUGGCGAGAAAUUCAACAGUAUUUCGAGUACGUCGACAAGAAGCUCGAUCUCAGCAGAGACGUCUCGUACAACUCGCGCGUAGUGUCCGCGAUUUGGGAUGAUACCACUGAUCGUUGGACUCUUACAACUGAGGCCGGAGACGUGUACCGAGUUCAGUGGCUCAGUUUGUGCACAGGCAUCGGUUCGAAAUACUACAUUCCUCCCUACAAAGGAUUGGACUCCUUCAAAGGUGAAGUGCACCACACAUCGCGGUGGCCCACAGACUACGACCUCAAGGGAAAGAAGGUCGGGGUCAUUGGGACUGGCUCUACAGGUGUUCAGUUCAUCCAAGAGAUUGCCCCCGUCGUAGAGCACCUUACAGUUUUCCAACGUACUCCCAAUCUCUCCCUGCCUAUGAAACAGACCAAGCUUGACUUCGAGGAGCAGAAGAAGCUGAAGGAAUACCUAUACCCUAUCCAAUUUGGUCGACGAAACCAGACGUUCUCAGGCUAUCUCCAUGAUCUCGACAUGAAGCCUACUCUUGAGGCUACUCUCGAAGAACGUAUAUUAAAUUACGAGGACAAGUGGGAGAAGGGUGGCUUCCACUUCUGGAUCGGAUCGUAUGGCGAUAUCUUCUUCAACCAGGACGCCAAUGACGUGGCCUACGCUUUCUGGAGAGACAAAACUAGAGCGCGUAUCAACGAUCCCGAAAUGAAGGACAAAUUAGCGCCAAUGAAGUCUCCGCAUCCUUUCGGAGUGAAACGUCCAAGUUUGGAGCAGAACUACUUUGAGGUCUACAACCAGCCCAAUGUUGCGCUUGUUGAUGUCAACAAGACUCCGAUCGCCGAAAUCACUCCAGAUGGCAUUAAAACCAGCGAUGGGAUUGAACAUAAACUUGAUGUACUGGUUUUUGCUACCGGCUUUGACAUGGUCACCGGGGGUAUCACCUCUAUCGACAUUCGUGGUCAAGAUGGCGUCCCUAUUAAAGAGAAAUGGGUCAACGGUGUUCGUUCUUACCUCGGAUUAGGCAGCGCGACGUACCCCAACAUGUUCUGGAUUUAUGGACCGCAAUCCCCCGCUGCCUUUAGCAACGGUCCAAGUACUAUUGAGUUCACCAGCGAGUGGAUUGCUGAUUGCAUUAAGCACUGCCGAGAGAACAAAAUAUCACAUAUUGUACCGUCUAAAGAAGCACAAGACGCGUGGAGUGAGCAACUGCAACAAAUCGCAUCGAUGGGCCUUUGGAUGGGAGCGAAGCACUCCUGGUAUAUGGGAAGCAAUAUUGAAGGUAAAAAAGUUGAAAUUCUUCAGUUCCCUGGCGGUGUGCCUGCGUAUUACAAGGCAAUCAGUGACUCGGUAGCUAAAGGAUACGAAGGUUGGACAUUGAAGCAAGCCACCGUUUGA
Molecule: messenger RNA, 1623 nt
Organism: Lentinula edodes (shiitake mushroom)
Lineage: Eukaryota; Fungi; Basidiomycota; Agaricomycetes; Agaricales; Omphalotaceae
Product: cyclohexanone monooxygenase
Exons: 6
Coding region: 1-1623 (540 amino acids)
Molecular function (GO): oxidoreductase activity
Source: RefSeq, a predicted model, not a curated record